UCGCUCUCUCCCGCCGCCACCGCCGCUGGUUGUGUGGUGGUGCUCUUCGCUCUGUACUCCUCCACGUUUGAAGGGAGAAGAAGAUGCCACUGCCAUUUGGAUUGAAACUAAAACGCACGCGGCGCUACACAGUGUCCAGCAAGAGCUGCCUGGUUGCCCGGAUCCAGUUGCUCAAUAAUGAGUUUGUGGAGUUCACGCUGUCUGUGGAGAGCACAGGCCAGGAGAGCCUGGAGGCUGUGGCUCAAAGACUGGAGCUGCGAGAGAUCACUUACUUCAGCCUCUGGUACCACAAUAAGCAAAAUCAGCGCCGGUGGGUAGAUUUGGAAAAGCCUCUAAAGAAGCAGCUGGACAAGCAUGCGCUGGAGCCCACUGUCUAUUUUGGGGUGGUGUUUUACGUGCCUUCAGUCUCACAGCUGCAGCAGGAGAUUACCAGGUAUCAGUAUUAUCUGCAACUGAAGAAAGAUAUCUUGGAAGGAAACAUUCCUUGUACAUUAGAACAAGCAAUACACCUAGCAGGCUUAGCUGUUCAAGCUGAUUUUGGUGACUUUGACCAGUAUGAAUCCCAGGACUUUCUUCAGAAAUUUGCCUUAUUUCCUGUGGGGUGGCUACAAGAUGAAAAAGUAUUGGAAGAAGCAACCCAAAAGGUGGCCUUACUUCAUCAGAAAUACAGAGGGCUCGCCGCUCCUGACGCUGAGAUGCUGUACAUGCAGGAGGUGGAGCGCAUGGAUGGCUAUGGCGAGGAGAGCUACCCUGCCAAGGAUAGCCAAGGCAGUGACAUAUCCAUUGGGGCAUGUCUGGAAGGGAUCUUUGUGAAACACAAGAAUGGAAGGCCUCCUGUGAUAUUUAGGUGGCACGACAUCGCCAACAUGUCCCACAACAAGUGCUUUCUUGCACUAGAGCUGGCGAGUAAAGAAGAGACCAUCCAGUUUCAAACUGAAGACAUGGAAACGGCGAAAUAUGUGUGGAGACUGUGUGUGGCACGACACAAAUUUUACAGACUGAAUCAAUGUAGCCUGCAAACUCAGGCCGUCACGCUGAACCUGAUCAGGAGGAGGUCUUCUUCGAGGAUGUCUCUGCCUAAACCACAGCCUUACGUGAUGCCUGCCCCACCCCAGCUGCAUUAUAAUGGACAUUACACAGAACCCUACACUUCCUCCCAAGACAACCUCUUUGUGACCAACCAGAACGGCUACUACUGUCACUCCCAGACAAGCCUGGAUCGAGCCCAGAUCGACCUCAACGGUCGGAUCAGGAACGGCAGCGUCUACAGCGCCCACAGCACGAACUCCUUAAAUAACCCGCAGCCCUACCUGCAGCCGUCGCCCAUGUCCUCCAACCCCAGCAUUACCGGGAGCGAUGUCAUGCGGCCGGACUAUAUCCCCUCGCACCGGCACAGCGCCCUGAUCCCCCCCUCCUACCGGCCGACCCCGGAUUACGAGACUGUGAUGAAGCAGCUCAACCGAGGCCUGGUGCACGCGGAGCGGCAGAGCCACUCGCUGAGGAACCUCAACAUCGGCAACUCGUACGCCUACAGCCGGCCGGCCGCGCUGGUCUACAGCCAGCCCGAGAUCCGGGAGCACGCGCACCUGGCCUCCCCGCAGUCGGCCCACUGCCCCUUCAGCCUCAACUACAGCUUCCACAGCCAGUCUCCUUACCCCUACCCCGCCGAGCGGCGGCCGGUGGUGGGGGCCGUGAGCGUGCCCGAGCUGACCAACGUGCAGCUGCAGGCCCAGGAGUACCCGGCGCCCAACAUCAUGAGGACCCAGGUGUACCGCCCGCCGCCCCCGUACCCCUACCCGAGGCCGGCCAACAGCACCCCGGACCUGUCGCGCCACCUGUACAUCAGCAGCAGCAACCCGGACCUCAUCACCCGCCGCGUGCACCACUCGGUGCAGACCUUCCAGGAGGACAGCCUGCCCGUGGCGCACUCCCUGCAGGAGGUCAGCGAGCCGCUCACGGCCGCGCGCCACGCGCAGCUGCAGAAGCGCAACAGCAUCGAGGUGGCGGGGCUGGCGCACAGCUGCGAGGGCCUGCGGCUCAAGGAGAGGACCCUGUCGGCCUCGGCCGCCGACGUGGCCCCGCGGGCCGCCGGCUCCCCGCCGGCCGUCUUGGCGGACAGAGCCCCGCGGGAGGACGCGGCCGAGCCAGGCAGCCCGAGGGGCGGCCACAGGAAGUCCCUCUCCAACGCCACGGUGCUGAUCCACAGCAGCGAGGACGAGGAGGAGGCGGACGGGCCGGGCCAGGCCCCACUGGCGCGCGCUCCGCCUCCGGGGCCGGCGCGGGGUGGGCACCCCCAGGACGCGCCGCUGCCCUCUCACCCCGGCGGCGCGGGGCCCACCCUCGCCGGCCCCCUGCAGAUUCUCGAGACCCCGAUGCCCGUGGCAGACCCGGACCGGAGGGCCAGGGACCCCGGGCCUGCCCCCAUGGCCGCCGCACCGCGGCCCCGCAGAGACGGGCUGCUGACGCCCUCCAUGUCCGAGUCCGACCUCACCACGUCCGGGCGGUACCGCGCGCGGCGGGACUCGCUGAAGAAGCGGCCGGUGUCAGACCUGCUCUCUGCCAAGAAGAACAUUGUGGAAGGCCUUCCGCCCUUGGGGGGAAUGAAAAAGAGAGUAGAUGCCAAAAAAAUUGGUCCUCUCAAAUUGGCUGCUCUAAAUGGACUCUCUCUAUCUCGACUGCCUCUGCCAGACGAAGGGAAGGAAGUGCCAGCCCGAGCCACCAACGAUGAGCGGUGUAGAAUUCUAGAACAGCGGUUAGAACAGGGAAUGGUCUUCACAGAAUAUGAACGAAUUCUUAAGAAACGCCUAGUUGAUGGGGAGUGCUCAACAGCACGACUUCCCGAAAAUUCAGAGAGAAAUCGAUUCCAAGACGUCCUUCCCUAUGAUGACACCAGAGUGGAGUUGGUCCCAACCAAAGAAAACAACACUGGCUACAUCAACGCGUCACAUAUUAAGGUCUCUGUCAGCGGAAUUGAAUGGGAUUACAUUGCCACACAGGGACCGUUACAGAAUACCUGCCAGGACUUUUGGCAGAUGGUGUGGGAACAGGGAAUUGCAAUUAUAGCAAUGGUGACUGCAGAAGAGGAGGGUGGAAGGGAAAAGAGCUUUAGGUAUUGGCCACGACUUGGCUCCAGGCACAACACCGUCACCUACGGGAGGUUUAAGAUCACCACGCGCUUCCGCACGGACUCGGGCUGCUAUGCCACCACGGGCUUGAAGAUGAAGCACCUCCUCACGGGGCAGGAGCGCACAGUCUGGCAUCUGCAGUACACGGACUGGCCCGAGCACGGCUGUCCCGAGGACCUCAAGGGGUUUUUAUCAUACCUGGAAGAGAUCCAGUCUGUUCGACGCCAUACAAAUAGUACAAGUGAGCCCAAGAGCCCCAGCUCGCCAUUACUGGUGCACUGCAGCGCCGGCGUGGGGAGGACGGGUGUGGUCAUCUUGUCGGAGGUCAUGAUUGCCUGCCUGGAACACAACGAGGUGCUGGACAUCCCCAGGGUGCUGGACAUGCUGCGGCAGCAGAGGAUGAUGAUGGUGCAGACGGUCGGCCAGUACACGUUCGUGUACCGAGUUCUCAUCCAGUUCCUGAAGAGCUCGCGGCUCAUAUAAGCUCACAACUUGGACGGGACCCGACGGGGGCGGCGUUUACAGCUGAGAGUGGGCUGGCCUGCCUCACGCCUUCUCCUGGACGCGCCUUCUCCUGGAUGCGCCUUCUCCUGGAUGCGCCUCCAGGCAGAAAGCUGCGUCUGGACAGGAGUGAGGCCAUGAGUGGCUGCACUGAAGGAGCACGCUGGGCACAAGCCAAUGGGGGGGUUUUGGCGGGGGACGGUGUUGUAGAGGACCUGGUUCCGAGGCCUGGCCUGCUCCUGCCGCUACUCUGCAGUGCUGGCCCUCACCCUGGAGGUCGUGUUUUCUAGACAGCUUUCUAUUUUGCUGAAGCUAUGCUGGGCAAUGCUGGCAAUCAUUGAGGCGCAUAGAUUUCUAAAGCUAGUUUUUGAUAAUGGAAUUUUAUUUUAUGACUAAAAUAUUUUGGGCUUUCUUGUCGGUAAACUGAACUUUCCGUGGUGAUGAGCCGCAGAGGAGAGGCUCCUUUAUUACUUUGUCUUUAAAACCAUGUUACUAUCUUUUGUUAUUUUUAAAGAAUCUUGAAUACUUAACAGUUUGGUUUCCAAACCCAAAACUACAAGAGGAAUCUAAAAGUGUUAUUUUAAAACAUAGAGAAAGCGUUUUUAUAUUCAGAAAAUUUUUUAUCCUAAAACUUCUAUAUAUUUGUACUGUCAAUAUUUUCCAAACAAGAAUUUGCUCAACUCAUAAAGGUACUGAAAUGAGUCUGCUAAUGGGAGGGAAAGUUGGGAAUGAAGGUACAGUAUUUAAAAUGUAACAAUAAUCAGAUUCGCUCGUUUUUUCAGUAUUAUUCAUAAACCUGGAUGAGUUUGGUUUUACUGGUUGAAAAUGAAGUGAAAAACAAUUGGAUAGGAUUGUUUUAAGCACUUUUUUUUUUUUCGGUUAAAAACAAUAAAUCUGAGUUUUAAUAUAUGUGUUGUUUUAUAGAGUAAGCAAUAGCAGCAGCGAUGGACAUUGCUUCAGCAGUGUUUUGGAAGUGGUAAGUGUUAAGGAUGUAGGAUGACUGGGACGAGAGCAAGUGAGGUGUAAGUUCAGGAUGGGAAAUGCAGGGUGCCCAUACAGUAUUACCCGUCUUCGGACUGAGGCUCGGGAUGGAGGUCCCCCAGAGGUAGGUAUCCCCAGGAAAUUCAAGGCCUGUCCCUGUCAGUGAUUCACUUUUUCCUUGGAGUUUUUCCACCUAAACCUGUAUUCUUUAACAAAUAAAAUCAGGUUUAUUACUAUCAUUCAAAGAUGCUUUGAAGAGGCUUGAUCUUCCCUUGGUUGUAGGAAGGGAAGAGUUAGUAAUUGUUUCACGUCACCUUCCAGAACUACAGCCCAAACUGGCAGGUCCCCCAGGAGAAAGCUGUGGUAUUCAAGAGGUACUUGAAUUUUUGCUCCUUAAUCUCCAAACUUCACUGGAGAGAUCAAUUUUAGCUACGUGGUGUCAUGCCCCCAUCCUAUUCAGCACAUCCCAGUGGGCAGAGUCAAGGCGGGCACGUGGUGCCUGACCUAGGCCAGGAUGGGCUUGUACUCGGAGCUGAGUAGGUAAGGACUAAGCGGUACAUUUAACCGAAACGCCACCUCUUUUUUCCUUUUCCUGAGGCUGCUUCUCCAAAUGUCAAAUCAGACUGUUUCCCCAACUUACAAUAUCCUAGGGAUGGUUCUGAUUCUCAAGUUAAUCCCUAAGGCAGUUGAACACUCCUGUUCUUCACGCGGUGUGUAUCUGCCUACCUCUGAGUCACCCAGAAAUCAACCACUUCAGAGGAAAAUUCAAAAGAUAUCGAUAAAGUGAAUGUUGAAAGUGGGCAUAUUUCUCAGUUAGGUACAACAUAAGAAUUUUAAAUCUGAAUUUAUUUUUAGGAGUCUGGUUUAAAGAAUCAUAGACCGAGGUGUAAAUAUUUAUUAUAAGAACGGGAUGAGAGUUUCAUGGUGAUGGUUCCCAUCUCUGCACCAUGUAAAGGAAAGGAGUGUUUCUGAGGCUUUAUUAGGUCUUCCACAGUACAUUUUUAAAAUGUGCUUUUCUGUCAGGUUUAAGCAUUAUGAAACGUCCCAUUGACAAGAGAAUACUGUACAACAAAAAAUCUGAAGAGUAAUAUAUAGUAUAUUUGUAUUCUUAUUGUAAUAAUUUGAUUCUAAGUAAAUUGCUUAUGAAGACUAAAACAUACCCUAUAAUUGUCACUCUUAAAAUGUAUGUGUGACAUAGUUUCUAAGAUCCAUAUAAUUUUUUGUCCCUUUCGAAUUUAAAAAUUUUAAUUACAGGUAGUAAAUAUGAAAGUAUUUCUGAAUAAAAUUAAACCUACAUUACUGUGAUUUCCAAGAGUGAACACUGAGGUGUUGUGGGUUUUCCAUAUCUGAAUCGACAAAGUUAUUGUCUGCCAAACUUCCACUAUUCUUCGUGUGUCUUAGUCUCUUAGUUCCAUGGUAGUAGUAUUUUCAUGUCAAAAUUAAGAAAAUGUUUAUUUUUGCAAAACAUAGCUUAUGAACAGGUGUUUCCCACUGAUCAAUUUUGUCAUUUCUGGCAUCAGUUUUCGUGCUUAAUGGAGGUUUUUUUGAUGAAAUCGUCUAGUUGGUCAUUGCAAACACAGAAAGUGUUCAUUUUAGAAUAUCAUUUGGAGUGUUAAUUGCAGCCAUUAUUAAUUAUUUCCUUCUGGAACAUCUCCUGUGAAGUGUUCAGAAAGUCCUAGAAUUAGCCUUUAAAACUCUUUGGCAGGAUUGAAACAGUAACUGGACAUGUGCUUCCUUAGAAACUUCCAGAAAGAGCAGGCAAGGCCUAUACAGAAAUACAGAGGAGGAGACUAAGGGGUGACAGCAGGUCGGGGGACCAACUUCUCUGAGAAGCUUUCAUUAUCAGAAGAAAUAAAAACAGUCAUUCAAAUAGGUUGACAUGUUAAUGUUCCCAAUAUUAGGAAAAUAUGUAUGUAUAUGCGAUAUGUGUAAGAUAAACUUUAUAUGUAAUAAAAGAUAAAACUGGAGAUCAGAUGCAGCCGAGCAGUAGGAGGUGUAUUUGAGAUUUGCAUGAACAAGAGAAAGCAAGAACUACUGUUUAUUGUAUGUCGUUUUUAAUAUCAACUUUUAAAGGAAUUCUUGGAUAUAAAUUUAGGGAAAUUACUUCCCAUCAAGAUUUAAUGUGGAACAAACUAAAACUGUCUCUCUCCAGUUUAAAUUUAUUUUUAAAAAAUCUAAAUUGGAGGGGUAUGUUUUUUGAGCUCAGGGAUAGACAUUUCAAAAAUAGAGGAUAUGAUAUGUUAGAAAUUUGCCUGGGAAAAUACUCCUCAAAAAACCAUGACUUUUUCAAAUUUCUGUAGCUAAGGGCUCCAUUUACCCUAGUGUCUACAAUUAAUUACAGAAAAAUGAGGAUGAAUCAGAAAGUCCAACUGUUUAAAGUUUGUGUGUUGAGUAGACGGAUACAGAACUUUAGAAAAUACUCGAAGGGGUCCUGGAUCGUUAAAUUGGCAGUUUUCUGUAUACUGUAGACAGUUACCAAAUAAAAAUUAUGCUCUUAAAUUCAGUUGUAUGUUGAAUUACUGAGAUAACGUCUUCCUUUGUAAACAAGUACAUGGAUGUUAACUUUC
Molecule: messenger RNA, 7174 nt
Organism: Talpa occidentalis (Iberian mole)
Lineage: Eukaryota; Metazoa; Chordata; Mammalia; Eulipotyphla; Talpidae
Gene: PTPN21
Product: protein tyrosine phosphatase non-receptor type 21
Exons: 18
Coding region: 84-3608 (1174 amino acids)
Biological process (GO): protein dephosphorylation
Cellular component (GO): cytoskeleton
Molecular function (GO): protein tyrosine phosphatase activity
Source: RefSeq, a predicted model, not a curated record